UUUCUCGAAAAAGUUUGUUGCUGUUCGGGAGUGCAGCUUCCUAAAAUUUCUGUUUCAUCCAAAAAAAGAUAUGUUUUAGCCAUGACAUCAGCUUUUUUACAAUUCAUUGAAGUAGAAAACUUCAAGUCCUACCGUGGUAAAGUUACCAUUGGACCACUGAAAAAGUUUUCCGCUGUUAUUGGCCCAAAUGGAUCCGGAAAAUCGAACUUCAUGGAUGCGAUUAGUUUUGUGAUGGGUGAAAAAACGACUAGUUUGAGAGUUCGAAAACUGAAUGAACUAAUACAUGGCGCCUCAAUCGGAAGGCCGAUCUCGAAUCGUGCAUCAGUAAUGGCCAAAUUUAUCGUCACCGGUAAAGGAGGCGAAGAGAAUCCGAAAAGUUUUCAACGUUCCGUGAUUGGAUCCUCUUCAGAGUACAGAAUCAACGGAAGUGUUGUCGCAACCAACACUUACCUCCAAGAGCUGGAGCAGAUCGGUAUCAAUGUGAAGGCAAAGAAUUUUCUGGUUUUCCAAGGAGCGGUAGAGAGUAUCGCUAUGAAAAAUGCAAAGGAACGAACAGCUCUGUUCGAGGAAAUUAGCGGGUCAGGUCUUCUGAAGGAAGAAUAUAACAAACUGAAGCAUGAAAUGCAAAUGGCUGAGGAAGAAACCCAAUUCACCUAUCAAAAGAAGAAAGGCAUAGCGGCGGAACGGAAAGAAGCCAAGCUGGAAAAGCAGGAAGCAGAUCGCUAUGCACGACUCAAACAAGAAUACGCCGAAAAACAAGUGCAGUACCAAUUGUAUCGGUUAUAUCAUAAUGAAAAAGAAAUGAAGCGACUAAACGAAGAUUCGGAAAGCAAGCAACAGGAGCUGGUUCUGAUCGAGAAAAAGAAAGAGGAAGCUGACGAUGUUUUGAAGGAGAAGAAAAAAGAAGCUGGAAAGAUUGCUAGAGAGUUGGCAAAAAUUGAACAGGAGAUUCGGGAGGUUGAGAGUGAGAUGAGCAAAAAACAUCCAAUGUUUAUCAAAGCUAAGGAGAAAGUUGCACAUACCAAGAAAAAACUCGAUGGGGCAAUGAAAACUCUAGAGCAAGCGCGCAAAGCGGAUGAAGCUCAUCAAGCGGAUAUCCGCAAGUUGGAGGAGGAACUCGGUGGCAUCCAAAGCAAAAUGAAUGCGUUCGAUGAAGAAAUCGCUGGUGAAUCAAAAAAACGAGGAAGUAACGUUCACUUGGAGCAAAAUUUAGUACAAGAAUAUGAUCGUUUAAAGCAAAAAGCGGAUGCCACUUCCGGAAAAUAUCUCAUCAAACUGGACUCGGUUAAUCGUGAACAGAAGUCGGACCAAGACUUGCUCGACAGUGAAACAAACAAAAAAGCUCAGAUUGAAGAAAAUUACAAAAAAUAUGAAUCGGAGAAGAACGAAGCUAUCAAGCGGCAGGAAAAGCUAAUUGACCACAUCAAGUCCAGUAAGCUUGCGCUCGAAGAACAAAAUCGACUGAAGCAGGAACUUAGCCAAGACGUUGGGUCAUCGAAAGAGCGCAUUCUGGAGCUGCAAGCGGAACUGGACAACGUGCGUGAGCAGCUGGGGGAUGCGAAAAUUGAUAAGCAUGAAGACGCGCGUCGCAAGAAGAAACAAGAGGUGGUGGAAUUGUUCAAACAGGAAGUUCCUGGCGUUUACGAUCGCAUGAUAAAUAUGUGUCAACCGACGCACAAACGGUACAAUGUUGCGGUCACUAAGGUACUUGGAAAGUACAUGGAAGCCAUCAUAGUUGACACGGAGAAGACGGCCCGUCGAUGUAUUCAAAUUCUGAAGGAGAAAAUGUUGGAUGUUGAGACAUUCCUUCCGUUGGAUUACUUGCAAAAGAAACCAUUGAAGGAAAGACUCAGAAACAUAGAGGAUCCACGUAAUGUCAAGCUCAUCUAUGACGUGCUGAAGUUUAACCCUCCACAAAUUGAGCCAGCAGUCCUGUUCGCAACUAACAAUGCGCUGGUGUGUGAAACGCCGGAUGAUGCCAUGAAGGUGGCAUAUGAGAUUGACCGUAGCCGGUACGACGCGUUGGCGCUGGAUGGCACAUUUUACCAGAAGUCGGGAAUUAUUUCCGGCGGCAGUCACGAUCUGGCCCGUAAAGCAAAACGGUGGGACGAAAAACACAUGGCCCAGUUGAAGGCGCUCAAAGAGAAGAUUACCGAAGAGCUGAAAGAGGUCAUGAAAAAGACCCGUCGUCAAGGUGAACUGACCACCGUCGAGAGCCAAAUCAGGGGCCUGGAGAAUCGAUUGAAGUAUAGUCAGAACGAUUUGGAUGCUUCCAAAAAGAACAUCAAAGAGUACGACAAGAAAUUGGAGCAGCUUCAAAGGGAAUUGGACCAAAUUGGGCCUAAGAUAAGUGAAAUCGAACGUCGAAUGCAACAGCGGGAUUUGAAAAUUCAAGAAAUCAAGGAAAAUAUGAACAAUGUUGAGGAUGAUGUUUACGCUGAAUUUUGCGCUCGCAUUGGCGUGGCAAAUAUCCGACAGUUCGAGGAACGUGAGCUAGUGCUGCAACAAGAAAGGGCUAAAAAGCGAGCAGAGUACGAACAGCAGAUCGAUCGCAUAAAUAACAAUUUAGAGUUCGAACGAUCGAAAGAUACGUCUAAAAAUGUUCAACGAUGGGAACGUGCGGUGCAAGAUGAUGAAGAUUCGCUUGAAACAUUCAAACAGGCAGAAACUCGCCAACGCCAGGAAAUUGAAAAGGAUAAAGAGCGCAUCGAAAAGAUGAAAACCGAGAAAAAUACGAAGAAAGCCACUGUAGAUCAGAUGGAAGAGGAAACUGCCAAAGCUCGGCGCGAUGUUCAACAGCAGGCCAAAGAACUGGCAGCGGUUCAUCAGCAGAUUUCAGGGAUAGAGCAGAAAAUCGAAACGAUGAAGAACAAACGUCACAAUCUUCUAAUGCAGAGCAAAAUGGAUGAUAUUGACAUACCAAUGAAACGCGGUAAUAUGGAUGAUAUCGUCCAACAAAAUACGGAUAGCCAUUCGGAAACCACUCCACUGAGCGCGAUUUACGAGCGCGAGAGUCGAAUCGAAAUCGAUUACAGCUCAUUGCCAAAAAAUUUAACCAACCCAUCAGAAACCGAUCAGAUAAAGAAAGUUGGGGACGGACUUGCUCGAGAGUUGCAAUCAAAGCUUGAUACGCUGGAAAAGAUUCAAACGCCGAAUCUCAAAGCUAUGCAAAAGUUGGACCGCGUAACAGAAAAAAUACAAAGUACGAAUGAGGAGUUCGAAGCAGCACGUAAAAAAGCGAAGAAAGCAAAGGCAGCAUUCGAGAAGAUUAAAAACGAACGAUGUACACUGUUCACAAACUGUUGCAACCAUAUAUCUGAUGCGAUCGACGGUAUUUAUAAACAACUUGCGCGUAAUGAAGCUGCCCAGGCAUAUCUUGGUCCGGAUAACCCAGAGGAGCCUUAUCUGGAUGGCAUUAAUUACAACUGUGUUGCGCCUGGAAAGCGUUUCCAACCUAUGAGCAAUCUGAGCGGCGGAGAAAAAACGAUUGCCGCUUUGGCGUUACUUUUCGCCAUUCACAGCUUCCAGCCGGCGCCGUUCUUCGUUUUGGACGAAAUUGAUGCUGCCCUCGAUAACACCAACAUUGGAAAAGUGGCUUCGUAUAUUCGUGAGAAGUGUACUAAUUUGCAAACAAUCGUAAUUUCUUUGAAGGAAGAAUUUUACAGUCAUGCCGAUAUUUUGAUUGGAAUAUGUCCGGAGCCUGCGGAGUGUCUUGUAUCGCAAACGUUAAUUUAUGACUUGGAACAGUUCCAGGCCAAUCCAUAGAUUCACUGGACUCCUUACAAA
Molecule: messenger RNA, 3786 nt
Organism: Toxorhynchites rutilus septentrionalis
Lineage: Eukaryota; Metazoa; Arthropoda; Insecta; Diptera; Culicidae
Gene: SMC1
Product: structural maintenance of chromosomes protein 1A
Exons: 5
Coding region: 82-3765 (1227 amino acids)
Biological process (GO): sister chromatid cohesion
Cellular component (GO): chromosome; nucleus; cohesin complex
Molecular function (GO): protein binding; ATP binding; ATP hydrolysis activity
Source: RefSeq, a predicted model, not a curated record